This is a messenger RNA of Plutella xylostella (diamondback moth), 5749 nucleotides long. Its product is annotated as NACHT and WD repeat domain-containing protein 2. Lineage: Eukaryota; Metazoa; Arthropoda; Insecta; Lepidoptera; Plutellidae. The record is from RefSeq and is a predicted model, not a curated record. Gene Ontology annotation, molecular function: protein binding.
ACCAAAUAACAGAUUCUCCUUUGCUUUCCAAAAACCUAAUAUUUCAGUUCAAUCUCAUCAAACGAUAGGGCGCGUCGCGUUCCAAUUCCAAAUUCAAAAAUCUAAAACCGGUGACAAAAGACAAUCGGGAUCUUCUUUUGUUUUUUUAUUGGUUGUUCAAUGGCGUCCGACGCAAAGGUUCCAAGAAUUUAAAGUCCAAGAUUCAGAAAGUGAAACUUAAUCGAUAGUGUGACCUUAACAUUUAAAAUGGUGCAAUGUAUUGAUUGAAGUAAGGCUUUGGAAGUGGGCCAGAUCCAGUGCAUCAUCAGCGAUGGACGACCGCACGGUGGACCUCAUCUUCGGCGGCUCGCUGAAGUCGCUGCCGCCGGUCAGCUCCAAGAUCGUCAGGAUCUUCACCAGCUCCACCUUCACAGAUACGACAAUGGAGCGAAACACAUUGAUGGCGAAAUGCUACCCGCGGAUCAAGGACUACUGCCGGGAGAAGCACGGGCUGGAGUUCCAGGUGGUGGACAUGCGGUGGGGGGUGCGGGACGAGGCUACGGACGACCACAUGACCACGGAGCUCUGCAUGAGAGAGAUCAAGAACUGCCAGCGACUGUCCAUGGGACCCAACUUCGUGGUGUUCUUGGGACAGAAGUAUGGGUACAGGCCCAUCCCCACCUACGUCCUCUCGUCCGAGCUCCAGCUGCUGCGGGACGACCUGGCGGCUGUCGGAGUGGACGUCAUCCUGCUGGAUACCUGGUACAAGAAGGACUCCAACGCGGUACCCCCCGUGUCUGUGCUGCAGCCGAUAUCGUCGAUUUUGGUCAAUUUUAAUAAUAAGAGGGUACCCAAGCUCCAGGCGGAGGACCAGGCGGUGUGGUGGGACACGCUCACCAAGAUGCAGAAGCUGUUCCGGAAGGCCGCGCUCAACCUCUACAACUGCGGGAAGAUCGACAAGGAGACCAUGCACAACUACUUUAUGUCUGUAACGGAGCGCGAGGUGAUAAACGGGGUGUUAAACGUGAAGAACACCAAGAACCACUGCCUGGCGUACGUGCGGUACAUCAACAACAUCAACCUGCAGAACCUCAAGAAGGCCAGCAACUUCGUGGACAUCCUCAAUAGGAGCCUCGACGCCGAAGCCUCGAAGUUGUUGGCUGAUCUCCGGGAUGUUAGGUUGCCGGAGAAGAUUGAGACGACGAAUAUUCAGAAGUACACGGUGGAGUGGAUAGGGCGCGAGGGUCUGGACACGGAGUCGCACGGGGAGUACCUCAACCAUUUCAUCGCGCACUUCUACAAGAACAUCAUCAAGCUUGUCGACAGGGCGAUGAGAAAAGAAGACAGCAGCGCUCAAGGGCAGAUUGUAACUGAAAUUCUCCAACAUUUACACGCGUGUAACAAUUCUGUAAAGGUAUUCUACGGGCGCGCUGAAGACCUAGAUUUCAUAGAAAACUACAUGAAAAACAGUUCCGAUAAACCUCUCGUAUUGUACGGAGAAGGUGGCUGCGGCAAGACCAGCCUGCUCUCCAAGAGCGCAGCCAUGUGCCUGGAGCAGUGGUUCUCGGAGGUGAAGCCCACCAACAUCAUCCGCUUCCUCGGCACCACGCCUGAUUCAAGUGCUCUAACACCGACGCUCAUCAGUAUUUGUCAGCAGAUCUCCUACAACCUAGCUCUCCCCUUCGAGGGCAUCCCGGACGACCUGGUGCCUCUGACAGCCCACUUCAAGCAGCUCCUGGCGCUGGCGACCCAGCAGACGCCGCUGUUGUUGUUCCUGGACUCCGUGGACCAGCUCACGGGGAUUGGGACGGAGAAUAAUAAGGUGUCGUGGCUGCCGACGCGGCUGCCGCAGUAUUGUAAGAUCAUAGUAACGUGUGCUCGCGAGGAGACAAACCCGGAAGUGUCCAAGGAGUACGAGGUGCUGCGCCGCAUGAUCGACUCCGAGGAGAACUUCCUGGAGGUGACGGCCCUGGGGGAGGACCUGGCCAUGCAGGUGUUGAAGUUGUGGAUGGCAUCAGCAGCCCGAGACUUGUCCAACUACCAGUGGAGACUGGUGUCCAACGCCAUCGCUUCCUGUUCUUUGCCAAUCUUCGUGAAAUUGGUAUUUGCUGAGGUCUGUCGUUGGAGAAGUUACACGAAGCCGCAAGAUACUCACCUCGCCUCCACCGUCAUGGAUUCCAUCAUGAUGCUGUUUGAACGGAUUGAAAAGCAGCACGGUCGUCUGCUAGUCUUCCACGCGCUGGCCUACAUCACGGCAGCCAGGAGCGGGCUCUCAGAGACGGAGCUCGAGGACCUCAUCUCUCUGGACGACAAGGUGUUGGACGACGUGUACCAGUACCACUUGCCGCCGGUCAGGAGGAUCCCGCCGCUGUUGUGGACACGUAUCCGCAACGACCUGCCCAACUACCUGUCGGAGCGCGAGGCUGACGGCGUCUCCGUCAUGAACUGGUACCACCGCCAGUUCCGAGACACGGCCAGAGAGAGGUACUUCAAGAACAUGAACAUGGCCAUGUACUUCCACUCCAUGAUCGCGGAUUACUAUCUUGGUAUCUGGGGCGGCGGCAACCCGAAGCCCUUCAAGUACACGGAGAUCCAGCGGCACCGGUUCAACCUGGCCGACAAGGAGGGCGUGGCCGACCGGAAGGUGCCGCUGCAGCCUCUCGUGUUCACGUCCGCUGAUGGAGCCAACAAGAGAUAUAACUUGAGGAAGUUCGGCGAGCUCCCCUUCCACCUGGUCCGCUCGAAGCGCUUCCCGGACCUGUACGCCGAGGUGCUGUUCAACUACGACUGGUUGCACGCCAAGCUCAACUCCUGCCCGCUGCAGGCCGUGCUCGCAGACUUCGAGGACGCCAAGCUGCAUGUCAAUAAGGAUGCUGUCAGAGAAAUAAUGCUAGUAGCGGACGGCCUCCGCCUGGGAGGGGCGAUCCUGGGCACGUACCCCGACAUGCUGGCGCCGCAGCUCAUCGGCCGACUGCUGCCUGAAGCCAGCCAGAACGCCGGAGUCUCCUCACUGCUGCGCCAGUGCGUGGACAGAGGCAAGGCUCACUGCGCGCUGCUGCCGGCUCAUCACUGUCUGCAUACUCCUGGAGGGCCGUUGAAGUACUCGCUAGAAGGCCACCAGUUCGCCGUGUUCGGCAUCCGUCUCAGCUCCGACAAGCGCUUCGUGGUCUCCAUCUCGAGCCGCGUCAUCUCCUGGGACUUAUCCACGUCAGACCUGGCGCGGGACCUGUGCCCCCAGCUCGAGGGCAUCAUGCAGAACCUGGAGCUCUCUCCGGAUAAUAAAUGGGCGGCAGCGUCAACUAACAAUUCUGUUAGUAUGCUUCUGAAUAUGCUGACCAGUGAAUACAUCACCAUCAACAAUCCUUUGGAUGAGGGAGAGACAGUACGCGGCGUUUACGUGCUCAACCACAACCUGGUGAUCUACGGGCCCGGCGGCUGGCACCAGUACAGCAUGAGGGGCGAGCCGCAGGCGCAGCACCCCGCGCCCCCCACCGCGCCGUAUGAUGAGGAGCACUGGGAGAUACUAUCCAUGGAAUUUCGCGACCUGGACAACCUGAUGCUGGUGAUGUGGAGCGGCGACCUGGACGACGACCGGCUGCUGCUGCACCACUACAGGGGAGACUCCUGGAUGAAGCCGCUCCGGGGACGGGGAGCCGUGGCCUUCAACAAGCACUGGAGCAAGGUGUACACUAGUGAUCCUAGUCGGGGUUACCAGAUAACCAUUUACUAUUUGGACGAAGAUGAUAAAUGCUGGAAGAAAGAAACUGAACUGGAACAUCAGGAAACUGAUACGGCUGAAGCGAUGCUACAGCUCAAACGAGGGAAGAGAGAUCGGAUGCUUUUAGCGACAACAACAUACAGCUUUGUUGUUUGGGACUUUGAUAACACCAUCGCACGGGGAAAUCAUGGGCCCGAGAAAAACGAAGACGAUGAAGAAGCCAAAAAAGAAGAAAUUGAGGAAGUAAGUGAGGAUUUAGAUAAUUUGCCGGAAAAGGAUCAAGGCUUAGUCGGUAUUGUCCUGAAAUUGCCUCAUACUAUUCGAAAUAUAUCAACAAAGAUGACCCUGUCCAACUCGUUCAUGAUCAGCAAGAACAACACUUAUGCUGUGGCUGGUGUAAGAAAAAGCCUCUAUGUUUGGAGCUUAGAAAAUACUCAACUGAUCAAAGUACUUGACGCGCACUUCGGAAGGAUAGUUCAGCUGGAACCUCUCACUGUCGGUUCCUGGAACAAUGUCAUCACCUCCUCCAUCGACAGAACUGUUAAGAUCUGGAACAUCGAUAAUAUCUUCGAGCAAGUUCAUAAGAUUGACAGGCAGGAGCUACCCAUUGAUACGAUCAGUUUGGCCCGUGACAAACGCUUAGCAGUAACAGUGACCAGAAGUUGCUGGGGUCUCUGGGACACCAGCAACGGUACACUACUUGGACAACUAGCAGAAGCACCUCUAGGUGCCAUCGUGACCCAUGCGAAGAUCACCCCCAGUGGUGACAACGUUGUUACAGCUGAGUCAGGGAAUGUCAUCAUUUGGGAUUUGACUGAACAAAAGCCAAUAUUCAAAGAAGAACAGAAAGGAAUAAAGCAAAUUAUUCUUUUGGAAGAUGGAACAAAGUUUGUAACAAUUUCUAUGGAAAUUAUUUCUGAAAAUGUUGAAAAUGUUACGAUGGCGAAAAUGGUUGCGAGGACAAUUCCUGAUGGAGACAGGAUUUACUCAUUAGACUAUGAAGUAAGAGGAACAGGGUACAGGUCAGCGGUCCCAUCGGCUGAUGAGCAUCACUUGGUGGCUCCAGGAGUUGACAAGAGCUCAAGAGACUGCUUACAUGUCUUCCAUGCAAGGACGGGCACACGAUUGCACAGGAUCCCGAUAAAGAACAGUGGGAUAAAAGAUAUGCAGUCAAUAGUGGCUUUGCCCCAUAAACCUCACUGGGUUGCUGUUGUGGGCAAUGAUAAAGCUGGAAUUUUGGAUAUCAAAACCAAACGGCAUGUGAGGUUCGUUCCUCGCUGGAAUGGUUCUUGCACUCGUGAUGGCAAAAUUGGCCUCUGCGCUCCGACCCGCGGAGGCCUAGACCUCAUCGAGCUGAAGCGAGGCACCACAGUCCAGCCGCUCAUCUCACGAGCUGCUGAAGGAGUCUUCUCCAUCAUCACCAUGUUCAGCUCCUCUGAUAACUACGUGUUCUACUAUCAUAGUGGACGGAAGACUUUAAGAGUGUUUAGAACAAUAGACGGUAAAGCAAUAGCAGAAUACCGAGCUCCUACAGAAGUAACAGCUGUAGAAAGCGCGCAUGGUGGCAGAUCAGUCGCUAUUGCUGGACAAGAUGGCUGCCUGACCGUGUUAGACAUUGUGGACCCUCACGAAUAGCUAGAGAAGCAAGCUGUGGGGAAACAGCAGAAGGUCAAGUUUAAAGAUGUAGGUGAAACAAAAUGAGGAUGGAGGAUGAUCGCUGGAAAGUUACGAAAGAGUUUUUGGUGCUGAGUUUGUAUGGUAGGAUGGUAGCGAUGGAUUUGGUGUGUCUUUUACAAUUGAACACUAGAUUUUUUCUCUUGCAGUUUAUUUAGCAAUCUAAUUGGAUAUUUUAAUCAAAGUAUUUCAGUAACUAAAAAAGUAGAUGAAAUAUUUCUUCGAUCAAAUAAUAAGCUAAAUACUAGUUAUAAGUGCAAGAUGAAAUCAUUUCCAUUACACUUAGUUUAGUUAGUUUACGUAGAUGAUGAAAGUAUUAUAAUUGGUAUUAUGAUAAAUAACUAUACCUCAAACGAUACAAAAAAUAUAAAAAUCGAA